Lineus longissimus is the source of this 4908-nucleotide messenger RNA. Its product is annotated as serine/threonine-protein kinase par-1-like. Gene Ontology annotation, biological process: protein phosphorylation; intracellular signal transduction. Gene Ontology annotation, molecular function: ATP binding; protein serine/threonine kinase activity. Gene Ontology annotation, cellular component: cytoplasm. The transcript has 10 exons. NCBI's taxonomy places the organism in Eukaryota, Metazoa, Nemertea, Pilidiophora, Heteronemertea, Lineidae. The record is from RefSeq and is a predicted model, not a curated record. Bases 1687 to 4419 code for a protein of 910 amino acids.
UGAAGACAAGCAGCAAGGAUUUUAGAUCUCUGUGUCUCAUUAUAGCCAGGGAUAGGCCUGAUAUCGUCCCUGGUGUACUUACAUGUAGAGAAGCCUAGUAUUCUUCAAGUAUCAUUUCAUAGUGAAUGCCAAUUAAAUGGAUUAUUAUUCGUUUAUGAUGGAGUGAGAACUAACCACUGGUAGUCGAUAGGUGUGUAGUUUUAUCGGGUGACUUGAGUCAAUGGCGGCUGGAAGCAGACGAUAGCUGUGUCGUCUGGUCGUGUGCAGGAAAUGCGGAAAAGCGUUAGUGGCGAUAAUUACCGGAUUCAUUUGAGCAAAUUUCGCCAAGGAAUGAAAUGGGAGAAUACGCCUUUCAGAGUUUCCGUUGAAUUCUGCAGACGACGGCGUGAGAAAAACAACCAGACCAUUAGGUGAGAACGGUUUCAGUUAUGUCACGGAUUGUUUGGAAUUUGUUAAAAAUAUGUAGCGACCUGCAUCAUUUCCGGUGAAAGGAAGCUGUGCACCAAGAUUUGCAACUUCCGUCCUUAUAUCAAUUUCCGGUAAAAAGUACCGCGAUAUCAUGAAACGCACGCGAUUGCAUAUUAGUGCCAAUCGGAGAUGCGGAUACUUAUCCAGCUGUAAAUCAUUGAAUCUCUAUACAUGUAUAUAUCUAUAUUUCGCGUGAUUUAUUCGAAUUAUAGCAAAAAACCGUCACGCGAUUGUCGUAUAUCUUAAGGCGACGUUGACUAGAAUGAUGUUGGCGUAUUGUUCCGGGUCAAAACCAAUGAAAGACGCGUUUGGGUGUGUAAAAAACAAAGCCAGUGCUUUUAUGGGAUGACUGGAGGCGCCAUAUUGAAGAAAAAACGCCCAUAGUAAUCAGAUUCCUUGUUACCGAAGUGUGCGUUGCGCAUAUAGAUUGCGCUCACCUCUCUACAAGUGGACACCCCGCUCGUACAACUGGCGGAACGUCCCCACGAUCAAACGGCCUACUCGUUGACAAUUUCGUUCGGCAAUUUCCGGAUUAGCUUACAAAUCAAUCAAGCUCUUCGUACAACCUGAAGUCUCCCUUGUAUCAUAUUUAUUAAAUAAAUGUUCUGGUAUUGUGACUUUAUUAGUGCAAGCGGGGAAGCCGCUAGUUUAUGCAAACACCAUUGGAAGGACUAAGCGCUUCGUCCAUGUGCGAAUGCACAACAAUGCUCUGGAUUAUACCAUUAUGGAUCAUACGUUCAUGAUAGAUACAUUUAAUAGGCGACAUAUCGAGAACUUAUUCAUGAUCAGUGCGGUCAACUUCAACGAGAUUUUCUAGAAUUUCAUUUUAUGGAGGCGAGUUUGAUUACCAUAUCGAUUCAGGCUAUUUAACCGUUAAUUUAGUUUCAAACGAAAUUAGACGAGAAUUUAUAUCUAAUCCAAGAGUAUAAGCGUGUGAAUUGAUAUCGGAAAUAUCAGUGCUUGGCUGGAGAUGUCAUCAAAUUAUUCUGGGAUAUUCGGAUGAACUUAUAAGGCCUAACUGUAUGAAAGGGUGCGUAUGAGGUUUGAUCCAAAGAACUAAUUAGAGAAAAGGUUUUCGACACCAACAUUUAUCGCUCAUACCUGUACGUUUAUCAGUUCUCUCUUUUUCAUUUCUCGAAGUUGUUAUUUUCCCAAAGGCUCCAAAAAGAGGAUAUAUUUCAAAUAGAAUUGGCAUGGUAAACGUCUGCGGUAGCGGUGAUGGUCACACUUACUCAAUCCACGCCUCUGGAUUCAAACUACCCCACCAAGAAUCCAGAUGAAAUCAUCUACCGCCGCAUGCGCACCAUGGCCAGCGGCGAGCAUCUCCCGAAUAAGGUGACGGAGGUGCCCAAGGAGGUUUUACGAAACUUCCCGCACUCCAAACGGGUUGGAAACUAUCUGUUGGGCCGAACUUUGGGCGAGGGAUCAUUCGCGAAGGUCAAGGAGGGUCUGCAUACGCUUACAGGAGAAAAGGUUGCAGUGAAAAUCAUCGACAAAAAGAAGGCAAAAGAAGACAGUUAUGUUCGAAAGAAUCUUCGCCGGGAGGGAAAAUUACUACAGGUUGUGCGUCACACGAACGUGGCGCAACUUUAUGAGAUAAUGGAGACGGAGAACUGUUACUAUUUGGUGCUAGAGCUCUGUGAGGGGGGAGACCUCAUGGAACAUAUUUGUAACAAGAAGCGUUUGGAGGAGAAGGAGGUGCGGAAGUACAUGAGGCAGAUAAUCUCAGCGGUGGAAUAUUUGCACAGGGCAGGGAUAUUGCAUCGGGAUCUGAAGGUCGAGAAUCUUUUACUGAGCCAAAACAAAGAUGUGAAAAUCAUUGAUUUUGGACUCAGUAACUCGGUGAAGGUAACUCACACGAAUGAUGGGUACAAGUUUGAUGAGUUCCUGGUGACCCAGUGCGGAAGUCCCGCCUAUGCCGCACCUGAGCUCCUGGCCAACAAGAAGUAUGGACCACAGGUGGAUGUCUGGAGCAUAGGGGUUAACAUGUACGCAAUGCUCACCGGCAACCUCCCGUUCACCGUUCACCCCUUUAACAUCAAGACGCUACAAAACAAGAUGACGAGUGGGGACAUGAACGCUUUGCCAGAAUCCAUCACUAGGGGUUGCCGGGAUCUUGUAAAGAAACUGCUAACCUCCGACCCCGAGAAGAGAAUUUCAUUACGCGAGGCCAUGCAGCACCCCUGGCUUACGGAAGGACGGAACAGACCCCUUGAACCCGCCAUGUUUCCAAACCGGCUUCGAGCAGAUGAACUCGAUCAAAACAUCAUUAAGCACAUGUCGCAGAACAUGGAUUUCAAAAUGAGUGAAAUCAUCCGCAUGGUGGUCAGCAACAUCCCGCACUCGACAACUGCGUCAUAUCACCUCUUCCGGCGGAAGCUAAUCCGCUACACGGCCGUGAUGAAUGUCAUGACGAAGGUGGCGGCGUCCGAUGCGAGGCACUCCGUCAGCAGUCUCCCCUCUGAUGGCAAGCCGCUCACUGCUCCUGUCCGUGCCGUGAAGCACUUAAACUCGCCAACGAAGAUAGUCCGUCCAACUCCAAUUACACUGGGUGCAAUGGUUGACCUCCAGGCUAAGCCGAUACGGACCGAGAUUGCUGCCACAGCUGCCGGUGACGGAAAGGACAGUGACGGUGACUUCUUAGAAAUCCAACUCUCCCGACGCCCGCCCGGCACACGACGGCGGGUGAUUCGCCGCCAGGUAAAGAACGACCGUAUCCUGACCAGGAUUCUGAACGUAAGGAACAAUAUCCCCGUCACCUCGCAAAGCACCGACUCGGACGUGGCCAUGGCCAAGAAUCCGGGAAUCACCACCGACGCCUUCCAGUUGGACAAGACAUCCAGCAAAAGUAAAAGACACCCGGAGCAUCGCGAAAUCAAACUGAAGCUUCCAGAUGCAAACAAGAAAACGUUACUUGUUUCCCACGACUGCAAAGGCGACCUUCCGUGGAAACACAAUUCUUCACGUGGCAGUCCUCAAAGCGAUCUACCUGACCUUAUUAAGAAGUUUGCCAAUGAUCCACGACCGGAGGAGAACCGAGAGAACAUCGUGAAGCGGCCUGUUCGGGAGGCCGGAGAAGGCAGGAGAGCCCCAGUCGAAGACGUUGUGGAAAAGGCUUGCGAUGCUACAGAGAGGAGUAAAGAGUCGCCAUGGAGUGGCUCGGAUAAAGAACCCGUGAUGCCAGGAUUUAAACAACACGUGACACCACGUGAAAGCCAGAACACACUGGCAGAGGUCAUUGAGAAGAGUGAUGGUGCUUCUUCAAGAGUCGUCACAAGGGAUUUCCCGCAAGCCGAACUUGUUGUUUUCAGUUAUGAAAACAACUCUGCCCAACACCUUCUCGAUCUUAACUCGACAACUGACGACUCGGAAGGCGCCCCGAGGAGCGACAAUAGGCCUUCGCAGGACGACAAUGACUGUUCCAAGAUGAACAGCAAUUAUGAUACCAAGACCCCAAUAAAAGAGGAUGGAGUUGAUUCGAGUUACAAUCCGGAUACGUGGAAAGACUACAUGUCAAAACGAAAGGUUGUGGAUAUCUCGAACUAUGAAACUUUUGCGCGUGCGCGGAGCAAAACCGUUCCAGUCUCUGCGUGUAUUGGUCAAUUUCCUACCAAGGAUUGUGUGAAAGAACUCAUGACACCCUGCAUCCCCACGGAGCAACAAAUCAAAAUACGGACACACAGCACACGAUCAAAUAAAAUGAAUCUUCAAAUGAAUCGUCCGGUUCAGCCACGGUAUUAUUACAACAGUCCAAUGAACCAUGAUCGCAUCUUGAAGCGACGAGAUACUCAAGAGAAUCGGCGCAGCGUCAGUUCUUCGCGGGACAGCGUGGCAGAUUCUUUAGACAUUGGACGGGGACUACCGCCGGUCGAACAGCCGCCCCAAGAUAACAACAAAUCGCACGUCGGAUUGCCGUCAAUAUCCCCAGCACCUGCAAAUAAAAGGACAUAGUUUUUAUGAUAUACUGAGAUUACAAUGUAGGCCACUUACCGUGAACUGGCAUAAGAUGCAUGGUCGGGAAAAUGAAAAUUUAGAUCGGAGAGGGCGUAUUUUUGGGGGCAAAAGGGCACUAUGGCACCCCCUGGGGACAUCAGGGUGAAGCGCCGUUCUAAAUAUGCCUAGACGAACACUCACCGUGACUAAUAGGGGGGGGGGGGGGGCUAGUAUACUAGGCAGGUCCGAUUAAGUUACACGAUGUUGACACGUAGGGGUCACUCCCAUCACACAAUACAUUGAAACCUUUUAGGGAUAUGCAUGUGCCAAAGGAAUACAUUUAUCGUUGAAUCAAACAUGACCCAGUUCUUCACCUAAAAACAGCGGAUUUCAGACGCAUAAAUAACUCUUGCUUUCAGAAAAAUGUGAAACGGGCAAACACGUGCAUAUGUAGGGAUAACUGCUGUAAAUGUUAAUAAUAAAAUAACCCAUUUUCAAACCUGUUUU